Molecule: messenger RNA, 1453 nt
Organism: Drosophila willistoni
Lineage: Eukaryota; Metazoa; Arthropoda; Insecta; Diptera; Drosophilidae
Gene: Hsdl2
Product: hydroxysteroid dehydrogenase-like protein 2
Exons: 2
Coding region: 135-1361 (408 amino acids)
Cellular component (GO): mitochondrion
Source: RefSeq, a predicted model, not a curated record
CCAACACUGGCUAAGAUCAAUCUACAUAUUUGCACUUUGGACUUUCACUUUGUGGGGUCUUUGAAAUCAUAUUUUCAACGGCGUCAGAAGAGAUUUACUCUACGCGAAGAACGGUGUAAACUUUGGACUGCAAAAUGAUCAAUUCGGGCAAAUUAGCUGGACGCACUCUGUUCAUAACAGGAGCCUCGCGGGGUAUCGGAAAGGCUAUAGCUUUAAAGGCCGCCCGAGAUGGAGCUAAUAUUGUCAUCGCAGCAAAGACUGCCGAGCCACAUCCCAAGUUGCCGGGAACAAUAUAUUCGGCCGCCGAAGAGAUAGAAAAAGCCGGCGGACGGGCCCAUCCCUGUGUGGUGGAUGUGCGAGAUGAGAAUCAGAUCCGUAAGGCUGUCCAGGAGGCUGUCGCCAAAUUUGGUGGCAUUGAUAUCGUAGUGAACAAUGCCAGCGCCAUCUCCCUUACACCAACAUUACAGACAGACAUGAAGCGUUACGAUCUAAUGCACCAGAUAAACACUCGUGGCACAUUUCUGGUGUCCAAGGAGUGCUUGCCAUACCUGCAAAAGAGUAACCAUGCCCACAUUCUGAACCUCUCUCCGCCACUGAGCAUGCUGUCAAAAUGGUUUUCGCCCCAUGUAGCCUACUCAAUGGCCAAAUAUGGAAUGUCCAUGUGUGUCCUGGGAAUGGCUGAGGAAUUCCGUGAUCAGGGCAUUGCUGUAAAUGCCCUCUGGCCUCGUACUGCCAUAUAUACGGCUGCCAUCGAAAUGCUUACCGGCAAGGAUUCGGCCAACUGGUCUCGUAAACCUGAAAUCAUGGCCGAUGCCGCUUAUGCAAUUCUCUGCAAGGAGCCCAAACAAUUCACCGGACAGUUCUGCAUCGAUGACGAUGUGCUCGAGUCGGUGGGCAUCACCGAUCUUACUGACUAUGCAUGCGUGCGCGAAAAUGCCGAUCAACUGAUGGUCGAUUUCUUUGUGGAGCCCAAGGGUCAACCAGUGCCCUUUACUACCUCUACCAGUGCAUCUUCUUCACCCAGUGGUUCUAUUCCAGAAUUGUUCAAGAAAAUCGAAUCUCUGCUUUCCCCUGAAAUUGUCUCAAAGACGCAGGCCGUCUUUCAGUUCAACAUUAGUGGCGAUGAGGAGGGAACAUGGUUCCUCGACUUGAAGAACGGUACCGGCUCAUGUGGUUCGGGUACUCCUUCCGCUGCGCCAGAUGCCACACUUGUUAUGAACUCCAAAAACUUCUUUGAUAUGUUCGCGGGCAAACUUAAGCCGGCUCCAGCCUAUAUGUCGGGAAAACUCAAGAUUAGCGGCGACUUCCAAAAAGCCCUAAAGCUUGAGAAACUAAUGAAGGCCCUUAAAUCUAAGUUGUAGUUAAAUUUGUUUAAUUUUUUGUAUUUACAUUAAUUUUUUAAAAAUACUUUUGUCAUAUUCCGAAUAAAGUCUGACACAUUGGUUAAAUUUUA